Molecule: messenger RNA, 531 nt
Organism: Lachancea nothofagi CBS 11611
Lineage: Eukaryota; Fungi; Ascomycota; Saccharomycetes; Saccharomycetales; Saccharomycetaceae
Source: the annotation of a GenBank genome assembly
AUGCGUAAUAUCAGUGGAUCGGUCUUCGGUACAAGAACUGUGCUCAUAACGAUGUCUUGGAUCCCUGUAAUGUUGGCCAUCAACAAAAAUGUAUGUUAUGUAGCUAAGAUAGAGGGCACUUCGAUGAGACCGACUCUGAACCCGGACGAAAUAACACAUACAGACUGGGUUUUGCUGUGGAAGUGGGGAGCCAAAAACGCGGCAAACCUGCGUCACAACGACGUGGUGCUUUUCAAAGCGCCAACAAAUCCAAAGGCGGUGUACUGCAAGCGUGUGAAAGGCGUGCAAUACGACACAGUGCAAACGCGCCAUCCAUAUCCACGAGAUAUCGCCAGCAUACCGCGUAGUCAUAUCUGGGUCGAGGGCGACAAUGCAUUUCACUCCACAGACUCAAACAAUUUUGGUCCGGUGUCAACCGGACUUGUGCUAGGAAAAGCCGUAGCCAUUAUUUGGCCUCCUACACGUUGGAGCUCAAGUUUGAGCAAGAGUUUGGGACGGGAAGAUAUAAGAGUUAAUCACUUCGAACUAUAG